AUGACAACCCCCGUUAAGCCUCCAUCGCUUGACCCAAAUCACAUCUACAUUCAAAUCACUUCCCCUCUCUCCCCUUCUGACCUCUCAAGACACGCCUCGGCCGGUCAACUGCAACUCCGCUAUCUUGCGCCCGUCGGAGAACUUAAAGGAGAGCAUAUCUUCGAAGUCAUUCAAAACGGUCAGCUCGUUCAACGAGAUCACGAGGCGUGGGUAGGCUCAGGAGGGGAGUUCAUAAAGGUGUUGAAAGGGGUACAGGGGGUGAAAGGGGUUAAGGUGAUGGAUGUCAAGCAGAGAACCAAACGGUAG
Molecule: messenger RNA, 306 nt
Organism: Tremella mesenterica DSM 1558
Lineage: Eukaryota; Fungi; Basidiomycota; Tremellomycetes; Tremellales; Tremellaceae
Exons: 1
Coding region: 1-306 (101 amino acids)
Source: RefSeq, a predicted model, not a curated record